AUGAAUACUCCGCUGGACGAAUUGCAAUGGAAAUCGCCUGAAUGGAUCCAGGCGUUUGGGCUCAGGACCGAUAAUGUGCUGGACUACUUUGCCGAGUCGCCGUUCUUCAACAAGACUUCGAACAACCAAGUGAUCAAGAUGCAGCGACAGUUCUCGCAGGUUCCUGGUGAGCCCGUGCAGACGCAGGAGGGCAAGCCACGUCCCAACGAUCUGGAGGUUAUUGGUGCCGGUCCGGGCCAGCAGCAGGACCAGGAUGAAUUCGCGUAUGCAGAUCCCGUGAGAAGAAGCCUUCUAGCCAGGUAUCCCGUACACGCAAUGUUGGAGCGGGAGCUCGCCAGAAUGAAGGGCAUCGAGUAUGUGCUUGCCUAUGUGCGCGAACCGGACUUCUGGGUCGUCAAGAAACAAGAGAGACUAGCGGCGCAACGGAUCCGCGUUCUACAGGACUACUACAUCAUCGGUGCUAACGUGUAUCAGUCUCCGACCGUCUUCAAAAUCGUCCAGAGCAGAGUCAUGUCUGCCAGUUACCACCUGUCGGAGACGCUAGGACAGCUCCACAGUCUGACGCAGUUUCAGCCAUCGCAAGGAGUGCGGUUCAAGCGGCUACAGAACACGACAUCGGCGAAUCCAGGCGCGGCCAACGGCGCCACCGGCAGCCAGGACAGCGCUCCGGCCACGGCAACUGCCAACGAGCUGCCAUCGACUACGAACACGGGACAGACCGCGCAAACGGCGAGAACAGACCAGCUGGACAACAACGGUGCCAGUGCCAGCCGGGACGUGCUAACACCAGAGAUGAUGCAGAAACUGAUGUACAUCAGCGCCAGAUCGACGCCAGAAUACGUUUAA
Torulaspora globosa is the source of this 846-nucleotide messenger RNA. It is a transcript of the gene MED6, whose product is annotated as mediator complex subunit MED6. NCBI's taxonomy places the organism in Eukaryota, Fungi, Ascomycota, Saccharomycetes, Saccharomycetales, Saccharomycetaceae. Gene Ontology annotation, biological process: regulation of transcription by RNA polymerase II. The record is from RefSeq and is a predicted model, not a curated record. Gene Ontology annotation, molecular function: transcription coactivator activity. The coding region runs from base 1 to 846 and encodes 281 amino acids. The transcript has a single exon. Gene Ontology annotation, cellular component: core mediator complex; mediator complex.